Messenger RNA from Paramacrobiotus metropolitanus, 1859 nucleotides. RefSeq lists its product as uncharacterized. Bases 150 to 1760 code for a protein of 536 amino acids. The transcript has 2 exons. The record is from RefSeq and is a predicted model, not a curated record. Lineage: Eukaryota; Metazoa; Tardigrada; Eutardigrada; Parachela; Macrobiotidae.
UAACGGUACAUCUUUCCUUCCUCUUACCACAAGUGACCAGUGUGAUAAACAUCAUCAAUAUGGAAUCUGAUUAGCCGGCAAGGCGGCCUUAUAGUUGCGGCUUUUUUCCACUCGCUGCGCCAUUCACGGUUUUUCUAUCACACAGUGCAAUGAUGUAUGGACAAAUCUUUGCUUCCGUUUGGAUAUGCGUCGGACUCGGAUAUGUUAGCGGCGAUCAACCGGAUUAUCCCGUAAAAGUCCAGAGCCAGCACACCGCGCAGAUAACCGGGAAUUUCACCGCCAGUGUAAAAGAUGGAUUAGCCAAUCAUUUACCGAACCGUUAUACGAAUGUCAACGUUCCAUUAAAUGACUGGCAACCGCGGCCGCUGACCUCCGGGCAACCGAAUGGCCAUCCCACGGGUUAUCCCACUGGCAACCAGUAUCCUAAUCGCGAUCAGGCCAAGGAUGCGGCGGAGGAGGAACAGGAUGCGCAAGAGUCGGAUGACGAUCAUAACGGCAGUGAUAAUGAGGAUAACAGCGAUUCAAAGAGUUCGGAAUCAUCGGAAUCGGCGAACAACGAAGAGGAAAAUAAUGAGGCUGGUCAGAAUGAAGAGGAGCAGGGCGGUGGAUCGAACAAGGAAGGUGGCAACGGAAAUAGCGGUAAUGGGCCGAGUGCGCGUGUACCGGAAAUUGGACCGCUCCCGGAUCCGGUUAGCGCGCAGUUGUCGGCCAUGUUCGGAUCUCCGGUACAACGUGCUGCACUGAUAGCUGCGGUACCAGUUGCUCAGCCUCUUAUCGCCUGCGGCAUAACCUGCAACAAGAUCAGCUCCAAACUCUACCUGUCUGACAACAGCGCAUCCAAAUCUUAUCCGACCAAACCGGAAAAAAUUCAGCAACCUGCGGAAAACUAUGCUUCCCAGCUGCGCCCAUCAUCACCUGGUGACCUCCAGUACGAUAUGUCCAUGCAGCACCAAAACAUCCGCGCAGCUGUCGUUCCCUUCUACCCACCUAUCGGCCAUAGUUACACCAAUCUCGUCAAGACAGCUCAACAAACGCGACCUUUAUCAGAGAACACCAUAGAGAAAACCGAAAAACCCAUUCCUGUUAAAACGUACGCGCAGGGCGCCAAUAAGUUCCAAAAACAGAAGCAAGCCGUACCGGAGAUUCAUAUCAACUUCUCGGUGAUGAAACCGUUGGGUGCCGGUCAGAUGUUAGGCACACCGCUAAACCGCGGACCGAUGUAUCCACCGGUAAAUUAUCCCGUGAAUUUCCAUUCACAACCACAACCAUUAUCGGUGAAUCCACCCAAAGAAGCGCUGGCAGUUAUGCCCAAUAUGAAUAAUAUAAACAAUCCGAAGCCGGUCGCGGAGACGAAUAUGAACGUCCGUGAUUCGGAUGAUUCCAACAGUGACAGCAGCUCCGGUCCGAAAAUGCCGGCAGAAAAUCAGGAGAAUCGGACAGAUCCGUUGAACGCGCUGCAUUUUGAUGCGGUCCCCCUUCAGUAUGGUGGCCGACAGGAAAGGUCAGUGGAGCGACGGGGUGUGGUCUUUCCCAGUAAAGCUAAAACCCGAACAGCGGAGGUAUCGGCUAGUUUGGAAGUCAAACCGAUCAAGACCGGGAAUGUCAUAUCGCCACGCGACCGGCUUAAGCCGAAAGUAACAGCGCAUGCUAAGCGGCAUCGGAUAAGUGCAUCCGGUCGGACGGGUAGCGCCGGUGCGAGGGACGACGCGCCGGUGACGAAGUAUUUCCGCAUGCAGGGAAAAUAUUCGUUUCCCGGCUAAUGCUAAAAAUGUGAUGAGUACCGUAUUCUGAUGGCGUUUAAUUUUGAGACUAAUUAUUUUUUUAUUUUUGUGCGGUCUGCGCAGUAUAUUUGAAUGCGA